Messenger RNA from Silurus meridionalis, 1951 nucleotides. RefSeq names its product cyclin G2 (gene ccng2). Lineage: Eukaryota; Metazoa; Chordata; Actinopteri; Siluriformes; Siluridae. Bases 158 to 1132 code for a protein of 324 amino acids. Gene Ontology annotation, molecular function: cyclin-dependent protein serine/threonine kinase regulator activity. The record is from RefSeq and is a predicted model, not a curated record. Gene Ontology annotation, biological process: mitotic cell cycle phase transition; regulation of cyclin-dependent protein serine/threonine kinase activity. Gene Ontology annotation, cellular component: cyclin-dependent protein kinase holoenzyme complex; nucleus; cytoplasm. The transcript has 8 exons.
UCGUACGUGCAGGUUGUGACGUCACGUAGAGGGCGUGGGCAUGGUUUACAUCAACAAAAGGGGGAAAGACUCAGAAAACAGAAGAUCUUGUUCAAGAAAAUGGCCGUCUAACAUUUAAGGUUUCCUUGAGAUAACCGAAAGAAAACAGAGUAUCGACAUGGAGUUCUUCAGGCUGAUGAAGGAGCUGAAACAGAACCUGGAGCAGGAAAGCCUGUAUCUGCCCAAAAAAUCUGGACUGGAGCUGAUCGAGUCAAACUCUGAGGGGAUUUCUGCACAAUGUCGCAACGCCAAAGUAGAGGACCUCUGGAGCUUGACCAGCUUUUUUGGCUACAGCACACAGACUUUUGUCCAGGCUGUUAAUCUGCUGGACAGAUUUAUUGCUAUAAUGAAGAUUCAGCCCAAACAUCUAGCCUGCGUCAGCAUCAGCUGCCUUCACAUUGCUGCCAAUGUCGUAGAGGAUGAGUGGGAUGUGUCUUCAAUGCACGAGCUGAUCCGCAUCGGCCAGUGCAAGUUCACCGUGUCGGACCUCAGGCGCAUGGGGACCAUCAUCUCAGAGAAACUCAACUUCAAGUUCCAAGCCGUCACCGCCUUAACGUUUCUGCGCCUGUAUCAUGCGAUUGUACUGUUGCAUACCUCAAGCAGGAAAGAAGUUCUCAGCCUAGACAAGCUGGAAGCCCAGCUUAAAGCCUGCCUUUGCCGCAUUGUGUUCUCCAAAUCAAAACCAUCGGUGCUAGCUCUGUCACUCAUCAAGCAUGAGACUGAGGCCUUGAAGUCAGUUGACUUGAUUCAGAUCAUCCAGUCCAUUCAGACACACUUGAUGAUCUCUGAUACUGAGCUGCAGCCGUGGAAAGGCCGGGUGGCCCAGUGCCUGGUGCAGUACUCCUCGCCUACAUGCUGCAAACCCAAUCACAGGAAGUUGGUGUGGAUCGUGUCCCGGCGCACGGCCCAGAACCUGCACAGAAGCUACUGUGGCGCGCCAGAGCUGCCCACGAUCCCCGAAGACUGCUGGAGUGAGAGUGAGGACUGGAGUGAAGAGCUGAGCUCUGGGGAGGAGUCUCUCAGCAGUUCAUUGGGAAGUGACGCAGAGGGGCCUUACUUCCCUGCCCACUUUCAAAAAAAGAAGGCUGCCUAAAUGGGUGCUCCGCUGAUCCGAGGCCAUUCUAUCAGAAAGGAACCUCAAAACAUGGCAGCAGCAGCUUCAUCUGCCUUACAAUACAAAACUCCAGCUUCCGUUGUGAUGUCAGCAACCACUCGGACCUCUCCAUGUUAAAGAGCCACAGUGCCUGGGUUCCUCUUUAGAUAUUACUUGAAUAGUAUGGCUUUUUUUUUUUUUUUAUUAUUUAUUUACUUUAAAUCUCUAUAUUCUAUUUCAUAUACUGUAGCUAAUACUGAUCAUUCUUUCUUCCGAUUGUAACUUAAGUUAAAAAAAAUUGCACAGGCAGCUAAGGUUUACAACCUGGGGAAAAAAAAAAAAAGUGUUAAUAAUUGUUGGUGCAUGUUCAGGUUUGCCACAUUCCAGGAGACAACAGAAUCCUUCAAUAUCUGUGAGACUGUUUAACAACUAAGGACUGUUGAUUUCUGGGACAUUUACCCCAGUACUGUGCACAGUUUUAUAUAACGAUUGUCAUGGAUACUUGUCCGGAUCAAUCGCUUUUCAGACUGUGCUCAGGUUGAGACAGUCAGGUUGUGUUUUGUUUGUGUGUGUGUAUGCUUUGGUAUGUUUGAGUUCGGUGACGUGACUUGCCAGGUUAGGUUUAAAUUAGCCAAAGUGUGUGUGUGACUGAAAAAAAGGAAAUGCUUGAAGAAAAAAAAAAGCCACAAAAUGUAAAAAUGUCAAUACAAAAAAAAUGUAAAUUUGUAUAAUGUACAAAAAAAUGUAUAGUAAGUUGUAGAUACUAACUUUUAUUUAUUAUUAUUUUUGUCAUGUUAUAUAAAACUAAGUAUUUUUCAA